CCCCAUGAUGAAUUCCCGUGUGAGGCCAGACGUGAGCUCGGGGCUGGACUCCGAAAACGACCUCGUGGGCUCGGUGCUCCGGCCCGCCAAAAGCAAUUUCCAGGACGACAGCGACGACGACUUUUCAGCCCUCUCGUUUGGGGCGUUGAGCUCUGCGCAGAAGAAGCUAAUGGCCGAGGACAGGGCCAGCAGAGGCCCGCAAAAGGCCCCCGGAAAAGACCGGGAGGCGCCCUCAAAACCGGGUCUUUUACAGAAAACAUCCCGGGGCCACAAAACCGGUACUGCCCGGGACCGCCUGCAGAGCGCCGGGCCCAGUGACUCGGAGCUGGACGACAAAGAGGCGUUUCUCGAGGCGCAGCAGCCCAAAACCCACAAGGCCAAGAAAAGCUUGCAGCACCGCCGCAACAAGCACGCGCCCGCGGAGGCGUCGCUGAAGCGGCCCGUGCCGAAAAUCCGCGAGAUCGCGGGCUUGAAGACGGCCAAGGAAAGCACGCUCUACCACGACAUCCGGUUCGACGCGGCCUACGGCAAGGCCGACUGGAGCCGCAUCCGCAAGGACUACGCGUUUCUCGACGAGUACCGCGAACAGGAGAUCAAGGACAUGCAGAAGACGCUCAAGGACAAGAAGUCCAUGCUGCGCAUGUCGGCCCGCGACGCGGACAACCUCAAGUUCGAGAUGCAGUCGCUCAAGUCCCGGUUGGACACGUUGAAGAACCGCGACUUGGCGUCCACCAUAGUGCUGGGCCACAAGAAGGAGCAGAUGCACAAGAUGCGCACCGGCGAGCAGGUCAACCCGUACUUUUUGAAGAGGUCCGAGCAGCGCAAGAUGGUGCAGAAGGCCAAGUUCGACAGCAUGCGCGCGGGCCAGCGCGAGAAGGUCAUGGAGAGGAAGAGGAAGAGGCGUUUGGGCAAGGAGUUCAAGCAGCUCGAGUUCCGCGACGCGCAGUAGGCGGGGAAGUAGCGAAUACACGCGACAUCGUUGCGAUUGGGGGCGGUCCGGCUGAACCCGAGGUAUGUACAGUAGAGGGACGGAAGCUAGGGAGUGAUGUGACGGCAACUAGGGGCGACACGACGGCACCUAAGAAGAGACACGACGGCCCAAGAAACGACAUGACGGCACCUAAGAAGCGACACGACGGCCCAAGAAGCGACACGACGGCCCAAGAAGCGACACAACGGCAACCACCGAGCGGCGCGCUGCCGCCCGCGCGUCGCUCCAAAAUCCUUCCGAGAAAACCCCAGCAUUAGUUCCGUGGUGUUCACUCGUGACCGUUCCGUGGCAGGCAUGUAUCCGGUAAUCACGCCUUGCCGGCAGCGUUUUCAUGCGCCACCCAGUCCUC
This is a messenger RNA of Metschnikowia bicuspidata var. bicuspidata NRRL YB-4993, 1340 nucleotides long. Its product is annotated as rRNA-processing protein. Gene Ontology annotation, cellular component: 90S preribosome; nucleolus. The coding region runs from base 8 to 949 and encodes 313 amino acids. Gene Ontology annotation, biological process: maturation of SSU-rRNA from tricistronic rRNA transcript (SSU-rRNA, 5.8S rRNA, LSU-rRNA). The record is from RefSeq and is a predicted model, not a curated record. NCBI's taxonomy places the organism in Eukaryota, Fungi, Ascomycota, Pichiomycetes, Serinales, Metschnikowiaceae. The transcript has a single exon.